Messenger RNA from Symbiodinium sp. CCMP2592, 4236 nucleotides. NCBI's taxonomy places the organism in Eukaryota, Dinophyceae, Suessiales, Symbiodiniaceae. The record is from the annotation of a GenBank genome assembly.
AUGUUGGAGUUUGGCGAUGGAAUACCCAAGGCUCCGCUGAUUUGGGUGCACACAUUGAUGUCGUUGGUGUUGUUGUUUUACCUCAAUGCACCCAGCCAAAAUGAUUCGCACAGAUUCAAGAUUGUUCGGAGAUUGCAGCAGUUCGGAGUGGAUCCAGAUACUCUGCACUAUUCUCUGUUUGAGAAGCCGAACACUGUAUAUUGCAUUUUUCAAGUUGAUUUCGACAUGGGUCGAUUUCGUUCGGGCUACCGUCAGCCCUCAUCACUUUUGUAUGUGGGAAGCACUGCUGUCGGUGCAGCCAAGCGGCAUUUGAACCGCAUGGCAGUCUACAGAAGACUUCAAAGAACCGAAUUUGUGGAUGCAGAAUUGUCCCUGAGAUAUUGGGCAUCCCAACACAACCUUUUCCAGUUUGUCCUUGUUCCGCUGGAAUUUUGUGACAGUUACCAGCGAGCUUGGACUGUUGAGCACGAACUCAUUGCUCAAUGGCAGGCACCUUUGAAUUAUCCCAGAGCAAUGUCUCUCAUUAAGAAGACCGCUCUUGGUUUCCGGAUUUCGUCCAAACGCAGAGGGUCAUUGUAUUGCACCUUUGGACUCCGACUCUGGCGCAAACUGCGAAAGCGCAUGUUUGGUCGCAGUUCGAAAUUCUUCAUUCAUGAUUCUCGGGAGUUAGCCUGGGGGCUGCUGUUCAAGUUGGCAUCGAGAACCCGAGCAUCCUUUGAAACAGCGAAGCUGCUCCGAUCCAAUAAGACGGCUGACGAGGAAGUGUAUGCCCUCAUCAAGCUCAGUCGCAAUAUCGAAAACCCUCAUCGCAACAGGGUGCAAGGAAUACUCAAAGGUGUAGUCAAGUUUCGCAAGAAGAUGCACUGGCCACGGACUUCCCGACCUUUGGGAGUCCUGCCAACUGCGUCUCCUUCGUUUUCCAAGGAGUGCGAGAAGUGGUUAAAAGACCUCAUCCUCCGGUACAAGUAUCUUUUUCCAUCUUUUCAUGUUCCAAAGAACAGCCUACGUGAAGUUCCGCACCAGAGUAUCAAGAAAUUUCUCCACAACUUCCGAUCUUGGGAAGAAACGAUGUGGGAGCACGACUUUGAUUUGGAGUCGGUGCACUGUCCGUGUGAGCAGUUUGCAGGAAAACUUCCUGCUCAUUGCUUCGUGUCUGGCCACGUAGCCACAGGUUUGGAGAACCUGACCAAGCUACUACCAGGCUGUUCGAGCAUCUUAUCGGCCAGUGCCGCGAGCACCUUUUUCCCAGGCCGCAAUCACUGGAUGGCCAAGUCCAGAGCUCUGUUUGAUCAGUGGCUCAAAAGACACAAGCUACCAGCGACGUUGCAUCCAAUUUUUCAAUCCUUUUGCGAUCACCAGUGGCAGCAACACGUUGCAGCCCUGGAACAAUCAGACAGACUACACUGGGCUUUGGUACAGAAGGUGAAGUCUGCCUUGCACUCGGGUUUUGUUCUGUACAACGAAGAUCAUCAUCCGAAUCAUGUCGUGUGCUAUUGUCCUCGCUUCUUCCUUCGAGGAGUUAGCACCACAUGGAACGAUCCUUCUGUGUUUCGUACUCUUGAUGGUACCCCUGAAGAAUGGAGACAGCGCAUUUUGAAGCGCGUUCCUCGAGAUCUGUCCAGAAGAUACGCCUGGGCCUUCAAAGAAACAGCUCCGCUGCCCCAGGGCACUGUGUUCCUGAAACGGAAAAAACAGUUUGCCAAGGGACGGACUAUCAUUUCGUAUUCCAAUUCGUUGUGCAGCAAGCUGUUGGAGCUGACUUCCAUUGCGUUAACUUUAAUGGUCAAGACGCUGUUUGCUGACAGCCCAGGCAUGCAGAGCAUGCCACAGCUCUGGAAGUCUCUUCAUGCUUAUUGGGCGAAGCCCAGUCAAGAGGAAGACGUCGAAUGGAACGACGAUCUCGUGGGAUUUUUCAAUGCAGUUCCCCGAAAAGACAUCAUGCACGCAGUGCAUUUGAUUGUCCAGGAAUACUGCCAAACUUCUGGCUGUUCGAUCCUUUCGAUCGAUAUGUUGUCAAAAACGGGACACCCGGGCAAACCUCGGGGGAGAACAAAAUCAAACUUGAAGAGGUGUUGGGUUUCUGAUGUUCCGCUGAUUGUGGAUCUAUCCUUCGCCACGGGCGUUUUUACAGCUGCUGGAAAGUGCAGGCAGCAAGUGGAGGGGACGUGUAUAGGCAAUCAAAUAUCGCCGAUCCUCUCCGGACUUCCUGUACUCCUGGCCGAGCGGCAGUUUUUGCAAUCUUUGCCGACAGCCAUCCAAUCGUCUUUCUUGUUUCUCCGUUACGUCGAUAACAGAACCUUGGCAACCGGCUCAGAGAGUCCGAGGGAGCUGGCAUGCUACCAAAAAGCCAGGGAGACUUCCAGCCCGUUCGAGCAGGUGGCCAUAGCUGUGGCAGGUUCCGCCGUAGAAGUUCGCAGAGGAGCCGCCCAGAAGCCUCAGAAAAUUCUAUUGUCGUCCCAACUCCGGAGAUUCUGCGAUCCCAACUUUUAUGAUGGGAUUCAGUUGGAAACUGUGUCAGACCAUCAAUGGUUGGGUUUUACCAUUUGUGCCAAGACUCGCUCAGCAACUUUUAAUCUCCCGGAGCAACCGUGGCAGAUCCGCUCGCCCAACAGCGCUGGAUCGUGGCAGCUGGCAGCCUCGGGAUACUUUUAUCGAGAAUAUUUCAACCCCGAGCCAUGGCCCAGCAAUACCAUUUUCACUUCUACGGAGGACCCCCUGGAGUGCAGACUUCAAGCGGACCACAACCUCCGGUUACAAUUCUUUCGACUCCUCAGGAAGCUAGCAGAGCUCGGUCGGUUUCGGUACACCCACCACCUCGAGCUCCGCUUCCAAUUCAACUCACACCGGGUGAGCCGGCCAGGUCUACUCACCCCAGCCGUGAGCGUCAUGAUCGCAGUCGCUCGAGACGACGACGGCGUCGACACCAUCGGCAUGAACGUCAACCUGAGGGACCUCCCGCGGCCCCAGUUCGACCAGUUCUGCCUCCCCCUCAGCCUCCCACUCGACCACCAACAAGGCCCGAUUUUGAAUAACAAGGAGCCUGUUGCGGCAGCUCCCUCACCGGAGUUUCACAAGAACACGUCGCCCAAGACACCUCCCAAGAAUUCGGCUCCAAAGAGCCCAGUUCCUCCUGCUCAAUCCGGUUUGAUUUCUGUUGAUGAGGAACAGCUAUUUCAUGCUGCUCAUCGCAGCAGCUAUGAACAACUGCGAGAGCAAAUCACAGCUCGAGCCAAAGGCCGCAAUGCUGUCGAUUUCUAUGAGGAGGGAAUGAGUUCUCUCUUGGCGUAUAUGUUCUUCGUUUUGCAUUAUCAUGAGAACUUUCUCACAACCGAAGGCUUGCAUACGUGGCCUAUUAUCCCACAUUCUCAUAUGCGACGAUUCACUGAUCGCAUCACUUUUACUCGGCAACGUUCAUUGCCAGUCUCAAAAAUCCUCAAAGAGGAUGUUGAGGAUGUGCUGAAAUUUUUGUUGACCCGAUUUGGCCAGGCAGACCGACCUUUUCUGCCUGUGAUUCCUAUUGGCCAACGGGAGAUUGUCACUCUUGCCCGGUCCAUUUUGGCCAGCAAGAUACCAUAUAAGACAAUUUUUCAGCAUGAUGCCAAGGCGUAUGCCAUGCCCCAAGAAGCAUUGCAUGUUUGGGAGUUUCCAGUGGCACAUAUGCCAGGACCUGAAGAGCAGACCAACUGCUAUUAUCUUUGGGGACACGGGACCACGGCCGAAGGCCUGGUCGGCAUCCUCACGUUGGGCAGGGUCAUUCGCUCUAGCGCCGAAGCUGUACAUGUGGCGCCGCACGAUCAUGUGUGCUCCUUUUAUGGCAAAGCCACACAACACGUGUACUAUGAAGAGAGCAAGUUAGACUUCGUGUCAAAACUGCACCACUCCACGAAGAAUUCCGCAGGAGUGGUCGUGGGAGGAUAUCUUGGAUCUGCGCAUCACAAAUCCAAGUCCUCCAGCACUGUACAUGAAGGACAUUUGUGCAAGUUCCACCCGCUUGUACACUCCCCUUCAGGAGAUAAGCGCUGGGCGGUGCGUGAAGCCGCAGGACGCAUUGACAAAAUUUGGAUUUUGUCAAGCACCCAUUCCGUUACGUUGCCGAUGUCCACCCCCAACAAUCCCCGGCCGAUUACUUUUGAAACGGGGGAAGGACAGGAUUGGGGAGUCAGCUGGCCUGGCUUGGAGUACUCUGUACGAAGCACCGAAGCUUUACCGGUCUCCGAUGUACAGAGAGAGGCUUAA